Suillus bovinus is the source of this 276-nucleotide messenger RNA. RefSeq lists its product as uncharacterized. The transcript has 3 exons. NCBI's taxonomy places the organism in Eukaryota, Fungi, Basidiomycota, Agaricomycetes, Boletales, Suillaceae. The record is from RefSeq and is a predicted model, not a curated record. Bases 1 to 276 code for a protein of 91 amino acids.
AUGAGCACAUUUGCAUACAAAGCACACUUGGCUGCUCGCUCAAAAAAGUCUCAUCACCACGACAACCCUCCGCUAAAGCGCAUCGAAGAGCCUGUCUCACAAACCUUUCAUCCCCCUGUGUUGGCAAGAGCUCACGCUCAUCAAUUCAUUCACUCUCAGGGGGGUGACUUGAGUGCUACUGCGCCGCGCGCAACUGCGCAUCCUCCUGUAUCUAAUAAAUUUGCUGGCCAGGGUUCUUACCGAGCCCGCAUCUUCGAACGGUACGGUAUCUCCUAG